AUGAGUACUGCUAAGCCUAUUAACGUAUAUUCCAUUCCAGAGCUUAACCAGGCUCUAGAUGAAGCCCUGCCUUCCAUUUUCGCAAGAUUGAACUAUGAGAGAUCCUACGGUUUACUCGACACUAAACUGUACAUAGGGUAUUCCAUUGCUGUCGUGGCAGGUCUAAGUUUCUUCCUGGACAAAAAAUUUGAAAGAGCCGAGAUUGUUGUGUAUCAAAAGUUUCUAGUGGGCGCGUAUUUCGUUUUAUCGUUAAUGUUCUGGUACUUCUCUCGUUUUAUUGAAAAGGGGACUGUUUAUGUGGGGAAGAAAAGAGAUACAAAGGAUGAGAUCUAUGUAAAGACUAAAUUUGAAAACAAUGAACCUUUGUAUCUGGUUGAACUUAUUCAAAAGAAGAAGGGAAGCAACACCAAAAAGGAGUUGAAGGCUCAAUUGAAGGUGAAUAAAGUUUUUAAUGAAAGUGGCUAUUUACAAAAUGAAGGACUCUUCAAAUGGUUUUCCGAACAACAUGAUGUUCUUAUUACCAAGAAAAAUGAAUAA
Saccharomyces mikatae IFO 1815 is the source of this 537-nucleotide messenger RNA. It is a transcript of the gene SPC2, whose product is annotated as signal peptidase complex subunit SPC2. The transcript has a single exon. Gene Ontology annotation, cellular component: membrane; signal peptidase complex. The coding region runs from base 1 to 537 and encodes 178 amino acids. Lineage: Eukaryota; Fungi; Ascomycota; Saccharomycetes; Saccharomycetales; Saccharomycetaceae. The record is from RefSeq and is a predicted model, not a curated record. Gene Ontology annotation, biological process: protein targeting to ER.